UAUCGCAUAGAAAACAUAGCUAAUAGCAGCCACACACAACCUAGCGCUAUAGGAUUUGCAAAAGACGAAAACAGUGAAAGCGGUGUGAAAAAAGCAGGCGAACAGAGAUAAGAAACAAAAUACAAAAGUCAACGCAAGCAGCAGCGGCGCAGCGUCAACUCAGCGCUAGCCGCUGGGGCUCUUUUUAAAUGGAUUAAGCGUUGCUCACACAACCAGAUAACAAUACGCCAGGGGGAAGCGAAGCGUGAGCGCGGACCGGACCGGAGCAGAUCAGAACGGAGCCAUGUCUUCGGCCGUCAAUAUACAAAUCGUAUCGAUGCCGAAUCUGGCCAAGAUCGAGAGCUUUUUCAAGGAUGUCAGCUAUCGCGAAACGAUCGAAUAUAGCGCCAAUUUCAACACACGCCUCUGCAUCGAGCGGCGACUGCGGCUGCCAUUUCUCGAUCCACAGACAGGCGUUGCACAGAAUCACUCCCAGCUGUUCAUGGACAAGCGACAACGAAUGCCUGGCUUUCGCCAAGGCCAAAUCUACACGUAUCCCGCGGCACGUUGGCGCAAAAGUCGGCGUCAGUACUUGACCAAGAUGUACAGUCGAUUUCCCGAGCGCCCCUUUCAGGCGCUGCGCAAAGAGCACGAGGCAUUGGUGGCCAGUGGCAUAAAUAUUGGGUGCACUGGUGCCAGCGGCACCGCCAGCAUAGCCAGCACCAACAGCAGCAGCUCAACGUUAAGCCUGCCCAACAUGCUGACGGGCGCGGGCGCAUCGACAACGCCAACAGUGCUGAGUACGCUACACAACGAUACGACGCACGAUUUUAACGGUGCGUUCAGCAUGGAGGAGUCUUGUUCGCUGGGCGCCGCCGGCGGCGACACCUCCGACAGCAAAGACAGUCAAUUGCAAACACAGCAGCAGCAACAUCAGCAGCAGCAGCAGCAGCAACAAUCAAAAGAUGAUCUGCCCAAGGAGUGGUUCUACGAUGAAAUGGACAUGAACGACGUGGACUCGCUGGAGGAGCCAAAAUCACCGGCUGACGAUGAAUACGACUAUGAUCCGCGAUAUGGUAAUAAAAAGCGGCGCAAACGUCGACCGGGCAAGCGUGCAACGAUACACGCCAGCUGCGAAACUGCCAGCACCAGCAAUAGUAACAGCGCGCGACGACGCAGCGCUGUGACGCGGACGCGUGUUACCACGACAGAUGCGGCGCUGGAUGCGUCACUGGAAGCAAUAGAGGCAGGCGAUAUUGGCGGCACACCGACAUCUAGCGGUGGGCGCAGAUCUCGCGGCGCUGGCACACGGGGCAGGCGACGUGCCAAAGGCGCAACAACUGGCAGCACCACAACUAACGCCAGCGGCAUGCCCAGCAAUACAUGUGAUCCGCCCAGUCCGGGCCUGGUUAAUGAGCCACCAUCUUUCGAAAGUGCCGCCGCCGCUGUUGGCGUUGGUGUCGGCGUUGGCGUCGAGGAUGGCAAUGCGCACUUGCGCAAUUAUCGCAAGUAUCUGUAACGCUAGGAUCAGCCCAUGGUGGCCCAUAGAUGGCAUUUUGCAUGGACCACAUUCACCCACUACCCAAACUACCUAUCAGUCUAUCUACUUAUCUGUUUAUUGAAUUCGUUUCCUAAACGGUGAUUACUAUUUUUUUCAACAUAUGUAAUUUAAAGUUAGUUUAAGGCUUAGUUUAUUAGUUCCUUAUUCGAGUCCAGCACCUGAACCGACCCGAUCCGACCAGACCAGACUAACCAGGACGAAACCACCAAAAACACAUCCGAGCAGGCGUAGCUAAAUUUGUAUUCUACUGGUAACUCUGUCGCCUAUCUAAUUGUACGUUCCCAUAGCCAAUUGAUUGUUGAUAAUCUAACGUAUACACAUUAAUAUAUAGAAUAUACAUAGGUAUAUUUAUAUAUAUAUAUAUAUAUAUAAAGCAACUUUACUUAAACUAAAAUGAACGCUGCGGCCAAAUCAAUCGCAAUCUUCAAACGGUCAUAUUCAAUUAAUUUUCUUUCAAUCUUGAUUUGUGCUCUUUUUUUUUGUUGUUUUUUCUCUUUAAUUUAAUUUAAAUGUUAAGUUGAAAUUUUAAAUUCAUUGGCGUAAUGUAUUCUUAGGCAGUGUGGUAGGGUUUAGGGUUUCAGUCCAGUCCAGCGCAAAAAAAAAAAAA
This is a messenger RNA of Drosophila virilis, 2147 nucleotides long. It is a transcript of the gene tth, whose product is annotated as toothrin. The record is from RefSeq and is a predicted model, not a curated record. Lineage: Eukaryota; Metazoa; Arthropoda; Insecta; Diptera; Drosophilidae.